GAGAACUAAAAACUGCCGUGAAUUCUUUUAGCUAACUUUUUAUCCACAGGUCUUUCGCUCGCAGUGACUCGGAUCUGUCUGCAGAAAGCCACGCUGGCUCGUUACUCCUCGCCGCCAUCUUGGGACUAUUGGCAUCACUUUUCUCUCAGCGUGCACUUUACGUGGAAAUAGCAUCCUUGUCCUCGUGUCGAAAGAGAUGAACAUUCCGAACCUUGUUUUUGGGUUGCAUUUUACCUCAUUAGAUCGUUUUACUGAACAUUUAUCCUCGUAUCAAUUUCAGGUCACUGUUGUAGUUGGUCGAUCGAAGGAUUUGUAGGUCGCUCCCGAUCUUCAGUUCCAAGUUUAUCGGCGGACAGUUUCCUUAUUCAGAAGCUAACAAAAUGGACAUUAGGCGGGAAGACACCGCUGAAAGGAUGACAGAUGACCCUAGUGAUCUGAGGAGAAGUUCAGACUACAGAAGUAAUGGCCGUAAUAAGGAUUCCAGAGAACGUGACCUUGAACGUGACAUUGGACGUGAGCUGAGCCGCUUUAGGGACAUCAGAACAGACAGAGAUGAGCGUCGCAGAAGUCCAGAUACAAGGCGUGGUGAUGCAGCUGAUCCUUUUGGGCGCGACAGAGAUUAUUAUAAAGAAAGAAACAGGGAUAAUGACCAUGAUAAAGAGAGAAUUAGUAGAGAUCGCGAUCGAGAUAGAUAUAGGUCUCAUGACAGAGAUCGCUACGAUCGUGACAGCCGCAAUAACCAAGAUUGGGGCAGAGACCGUUAUGAUCAUGAUCGGCAAGAUCGCCUUGGUGACUUUGAUGGUGGUAAAGAUUAUGGAAGACUCAGAGAGCGAGACCUUGACAGGGAUCGUGACCGCGAUCGUGACCGUGAUCGUGAUCGUGAUAGAGGCUAUGAUAGAGAUCGCGACUGGGAUUACGAUAACAGAGACAGAACAGGAUACACCAGCAGAGACUGGAAGAGGAAUGAUGGAUAUCACAGUGAUGAACAUGAUCGCAGUGACCGUGAUAGAGAUUAUGGGGACAGGGAGUCUUCACGCAGUAGAUACCACUCUCGUGACAGGGAUGGAGAUGACAGAAGACUUCAGGACAGCAGGCAGGAAGAACCAACAAGUGUUAUUAUUCUACAUGGGCUUGAUAAGGACUUCAGAGAGGAAGAUAUGGUAGAUGAGUUACAAAGGGAUGGUACUGACUUCUUAGAUCUGAGAGUGGUUCGCCAUAGAAGUGGUAUUUCCAAGGGGUUUGGUUUUUUAGAGUUUAAAAGUGUCUCUGAUGCGCAGGACUGGAUGGAACUUCACAAGGGGAGGUAUAAUGUACGUGGACACAGAGUCUGUGCUGAUUACAGCAGACCUAAAACUGCCUCAGUUGUAGCAGAUAAGGACUGGAUUUGUAGUAAGUGUGGUGGUCAGAAUUUUUCCUCAAAGAGGCGUCUGUCAUGCUUUAAGUGUGGAGCACCUAAAGAGAGUAGUAUUGCUGAUUUAGGGGAUGAUAAGGAAAUUUCAAAUAAUCCAUGUAAAGUCCUGAUUCUAAGGGGCUUGGAUACCAUCACUAAUGAUGAAGCGAUACGAAAAGCCCUUGUGGAGAUCACAGCUCUUCCUGUAUAUGAUGUGCGUCUCAUUAGAGAUAAAUUAACUAACACAUCAAGAGGAUUCUGUUUUGUUGAGCUUGGUUCAGUUGAGGAAGCAAGUCAGUUACUGGAAAUCAUCACUAACAUGCACCCCCCUUUUACUAUUGAUGGUAGAAUUGUUACGGCAUCUUAUGCCCAUCAUGAUAAUCCACCAAAAAAUACCAUCAGUGCUUCAGUAGCAUCAGCAGCCAUUGAACAGGCACAGUGGUCACAGACAGCCAUCGGAUCUCAGCCUCAGGUUUCCUCUAGUACUGUUGCUGCUAACGCCAUGGCUCAAGCACAGGCUGCCGGCAACAUGGGUACAGUGACAGCUGCCAGCCAAGCUGCUACCUUGCCAACUUAUGAUGCAAAGGCUACAACCCAGCAGCAGCAAUACCAACAACAGCCUAUCACAGGUACAGGGACAACAACUGAUCAAGUCCAAGGUGGCACUGCACAGAACCAGCAACAAACUCAACCCCAAGCUCAGGUGGAUUUAACACAGUCACAGCAGUCACAGGCAUUGGCUUCAUCACCAUCGUUUGCAAACUAUGUUUAUGACCCAUCCUCUGGUUAUUAUUAUAAUUCAACAACAGGGUUGUAUUAUGAUGCAAAUACUCAGUAUUAUUACAACAGUGCUACUGGACAGUAUCUGUAUUGGAAUGCUGAAACAAAGCAAUAUGUCCCAGUAGCUGCUGAUGGGACCAUUGCAGCAUCAGGCUCAGGUGCUACUGAAACCCUCACCAGCAGUGAAGCAGCAUCAGUCAAAGAAAAGCAGAAAAAAGCAAAGUCAUUGCAAGCUAAAAAGAUUGCAAAGGACAUGGAGAGAUGGGCAAAGUCUGUGAAUGCAGCAAAGACCCAAGUUGAUGAUUCCAAGAAAGGAUCUUUUAUUCCUGUGUCAAAACCAGAGGAAGCAAAACCUGACACAGAUGUGUUUAAAAUGCCAUUUGGACCUCCCCCUAAGAUUUCAACAUCACUGAACAUAGCUAAGAGCAUUGCGGCUGGAAUGCCAGCAGAAGUGAAUGAUAAUGUGGCAGCGUCCAGUCCUCUGGCGGCCUUGAGCAUGGUUCAAGCUACUAAGACAACAGAGCCAUCAAAAAGUGCCAUAGUUGCGGAAUAUGGCGAGGAUGACUCCGAUCCAGAAGACGAUAUCAAUGAUAAAUUUACUGACUUGAGUAUCAUGGCGUGUUUGCUUUGCAAACGACAGUUCCCGAACAAAGAAGCUCUGGAAAGACAUCAAAAAUUUUCCGACUUGCACAAGCAAAACUUAGAGAUUCACAAGAAGAUGGGAAUGAGUGAUGAACAACUUGAAGCGUAUGAGAAGCAAGAGCGGGAGAGUAAGUACCGUGACAGAGCGAGAGAGAGAAGGGAGAAAUAUGGGCAACCGGAAGCACAGAAAGUUCGACUGCCUUCCAGGCGAAGAGGAGGAGGAGGAGGGGGAGGAAGCAUAUCGUUUGAGCCUCCAGCUGAGCGAAUUGGUGGGGAAAAUAUCGGCAAUCAGAUGUUAAAGGCCAUGGGCUGGACUGAGGGGAGUGGUCUGGGAAGGGAAGGACAAGGCAUUGUUGAUCCUAUCGAGGCCAAAAUGAGAAGCCAAAAUGCCGGACUCGGAUUGAAGGGAAGCAGUUAUGGCGCAUCUUCUUCAGAUACUUACCAACAGAAACUUAAGAAGCUGGCAAGGUCACGUUUUAACGAUGUUUGAGGAACACUGUGAUACGUCCCUUUAGAGCGACAACUGGUUCUGAACACAGAAUGAGUUCAUUGCAGGACUAUAAAUGAAAAA
Molecule: messenger RNA, 3383 nt
Organism: Pocillopora verrucosa
Lineage: Eukaryota; Metazoa; Cnidaria; Anthozoa; Scleractinia; Pocilloporidae
Product: RNA-binding protein 5
Biological process (GO): mRNA splicing, via spliceosome
Cellular component (GO): nucleus
Molecular function (GO): RNA binding
Source: RefSeq, a predicted model, not a curated record